This is a messenger RNA of Nilaparvata lugens (brown planthopper), 417 nucleotides long. Its product is annotated as pneumococcal serine-rich repeat protein-like. The record is from RefSeq and is a predicted model, not a curated record. The coding region runs from base 1 to 417 and encodes 138 amino acids. The transcript has a single exon. Lineage: Eukaryota; Metazoa; Arthropoda; Insecta; Hemiptera; Delphacidae.
AUGAUUUCUCAGACCGCGACCGGACGGAUUAUUCGAAUUGGCAGCCUGGAGGAGUUGGAGAGUGUGAUGUGUGGACACACAUACGCCACAGACCAGAUGAGUACGUCCUCGGUCCCUGCUGCCCCUGCCACCGCCUCCGCCACAGACCAGAUGAGUACGUCCUCGGUCCCUGCUGCCCCUGCCACCGCCUCCGCCUCCGACUCCGCCACAGAUCAGAUGAGUACGUCCUCGGUCCCUGCUGCCCCUGCCACCGCCUCCGCCUUCGACUCCGCCACAUACCAGAUGAGUACGUCCUCGGUCCCUGCUGCCACUGCCACUGCCUCCGACUCCGCCACAGACCAGAUGAGUACGUCCUCGGUCCCUGCUGCCCCUGCCACCGCCUCCGACUCCGCCACCACCUCCACCACAGCCAAGUGA